This is a messenger RNA of Bathycoccus prasinos, 1011 nucleotides long. RefSeq lists its product with no specific name. The coding region runs from base 1 to 1011 and encodes 336 amino acids. Gene Ontology annotation, molecular function: GTP binding. NCBI's taxonomy places the organism in Eukaryota, Viridiplantae, Chlorophyta, Mamiellophyceae, Mamiellales, Bathycoccaceae. The record is from RefSeq and is a predicted model, not a curated record. The transcript has a single exon.
AUGUUAGAAGAAGAAGAAGAAGCGACGACUUCCGAAGGCGCUUCAACGGCGACUCCACCGCUCGGCAUGAAACCGUGGAUUGGUUUACAAACCAUGCCGCAACCGACGCGCGAUAAAAUCGCGGAACACAUGCAGCGACAACAAACGGAAACCGGAGAUAACGAGUUGACCGUGGUAUUAAUUGGUAGACAAGGCGUAGGGAAAUCGAGCACGGUGAACGCGCUGAUAAACGAGAAAGUAGCGAACGACCAACCGUUCGUGCAGGAAACGGUGAGACCUUUGUUGGCGUCUCGAGCGGCGGGGGGCUUCAACGUCCACGUCAUCGACACGCCGGGGUUGUUGGAUGGAGAAUCCGUUUCGUCGAACGGUUUAAUGGCUCUGAGAGCCGCUUUGGACGAUAGAAAAGUGCAUUGCUUUGUGUUUAUGCAAAGAUUAGACUCUUGGAGGUGCGAUUCCGGAGACGAGUUGAUGAUUAGAGCCUUGUGCCAACACUGCGGCGCGGAUGUCUUUGACCGAGUCGUCUUGGGCUUCUCUCACGGCGAAUUAAAACCACCGAACGGCGAAACCACGCAAAAACUUAUCGAACGCAGAUACGCACAAACUGUCUCCAUGAUUAAAACUGAAUUGAAAAAAGUGCGAAAGAAAAACUACAACGAUUUCUCGCCGCCCAUGGCGGUGGUUGAAAACAGUUCCCGAUGCCCGACCAACGCCGAAGGCGAAAAGUGCGUCACGUUAGAAAACGACGAAAAAGUCCCGUGGCUGCCAGCUUUAGUCGGCGCCAUGGUCGACGCGUCCACGCAAUCCGUUAAAAAGUCAGAAGGCGACGGCAAAUCCUACUACCUCUUCGAUUACAAAAAAAUUAAGAAAUCCGGCGCCAACCCGAACACUAGGCAUAAGCUCUGGAUGUUCCCGGCGUUUCUCCUCCAGUGGUUCGUGUUGAGACCAAUCAUAGUGAAAGUCAUCCGGAACGACAUCCGCAAAGAUCGCGCGAUUGAUCGAUACGCGCUUUAA